AUGGCCACGCAACCCCCAAGACAGCAGCCUGUACAUCGUGCCAUGCAAUUCUACGGAAGCACCUUUAGAGGUAACGCCGUUGUUUCAUCGGGCGAUGUUGUGGUCUACCAAGGGCUGGAUGAGCAGGGAGUCCAACGGAUGCUGCAAGAGGAACGGGGUCGAGAACGCGAAGAGCAACAGGAAGAGUUGAGGAAGGAAAUUCGGGAUUGGUUUGCACCCAACGUCAACUUCCACGCCAUUCAGCAGGAGAAUAACAGCAAGUGGACUGAUGGGACUCUGUCCUGGUUUACUGACCGGGCGGACUACCAGGCAUGGAAGAACGGGGCACCUCGCAUCAUUUGGGGAACAGGGAUCCCUGGGGCUGGGAAAACUAUCCUCGCAUCCAGGAUCAUAUCCGAUCUCCAGCAGCUCCAAGCGGCCUCCUCCAUGAAGACCUGCGUCGUCUUUGCUUACUGUCGGUACUCGGAACGCCUGGAAGUCAAUGACAUCCUUGAAUCGCUCGUAAAGCAAUUCCUGCAUACAGACCCGUCAUUGGCGGACCUCGCAGAGCACCUCCACAAACAGCACAGCGAAAGCAAAACCCGACCCACCCAAAGAGAGCUGCUGGACCUAUUGCGUCAAUUCGAAAAUAAGUUCGAUGUCGUCUUCUAUGUCAUUGACGGACUGGACGAGGCACUGGUCACCGCACAGUUCGACCUCAUCCAGGCUGUCAGGAGCCUCCGAGGCCAAUUCGCCUUGACUUCCAGGCCAUUGAAAAACUUAGAGGAUGGUUUACCUUCCCCUAAAUUCUACUCUGUUUAUGCGAGGAAUUCAGACGUUAUCAUCCUGAUUGACGGAAAGAUCGCACUCAACUCCGGAUUUCAGCGCCUUCUAGAGCGGCAUGGGUACCGAGACGAGCUGGUCAGGCAAAUUGUAGACAAAUCCAGGGGAAUGUUUCUGCACGCCGCGCUUCAAAUCGAAUUUGUUCAGCACUGCCCCACGCUCACACAAUUGAAGGACGCGCUCAAUGGUUUGCCUGAGAACCUCGAAGAUCUCUACGUCCAAUCCAUGAAGCGUAUCAAUGAGCAGAAGAAGCCGAGAGCAGACCUAGCGAACCACGUCCUUCUCUGGCUCGUUUUCGGACGAGAAGUACUCCCCUUUUCUGACCUGCAACAUGCUCUCCGCCUCACACUCCCGAACUAUGAUGGCGAGAUUCACAAGGACGAUCUUCUUACCGUGUGCUGUGGCUUGGUCACUGUGGAAGCGGAAACUGAUCUCGUCCGCCUAGUCCACUUCACCGCCCAGGUCUCGCUGACGUCAGUGCUUAAGCAAUUUCUACCGGAACCACAUCAUCUGCUCUUCAAGGCCACGACGCAGAGGCUCAUCGACUGUGGGAUCCCAUCCAACGCGGAACGGUUCGAGGGAGGGUACGACCUUGAGAGAGGGUUUCUUCGGCAUCCACUCCUCAAGUACUCUUACGAUCACUGGGUUUACCAUGCACGGGAGAGCAUGGCGAAUCCUAGAUACAUCGAUUCGGUCCGACAAUUCGUCUGCAAAUGCACGUCAUUUCCAGCCAGGUUCGAUCUCUCGGAGGAAUGGCUUAACCCAGGUGUAUUCGUACUGCUUUCCCCUCUUCACGUCGUGGCGCGUUACGGGCUUCACCAGAUUCUCGGCUCAGUGCUCAUGGAUACCGCGAAGGGCAAUGUGGCAUUGCGGACGGGAGGAGGUAGAGAUCUCACUGCGUUGAUGGUGGCAUCGGCGUACGGGCAUGCAGAAACGGUGGACGCACUUCUGGGAUACUCGCGACGAACAGCACUGAAAUCAGUGUUGGGUGGCAAAGGACGACCGGGGACCCACCUUUUCAAGGCCCAGAUAAACCUUCGUGACCCCUAUGGUUGGAUAGCUCUCAUGUAUGCAGCAGAGAAUGGUCAGGAGGAGACCGUUCGACGCCUUCUCGCACAUGAAGAAACCAAGGUCAACAUCACCGACAACCAAGGGCGGACGGCACUCAAUCAUGCAGCGAACGGGGGUCACAGUGGCACGGUUGGACGCCUUCUUGCACAUAAGGAUACCGACGUGAAUAUCGCCGACAACAAAGGGUCAACGGCGCUCAUUCAUGCAGCAAAAGAGGGUCACAAUAACUCUGUUCAACGCCUUCUCGAACACAAGAACACUGACGUCAAUAUUGCCGAUAACGAAGGACGGACAGCGCUCAUUCAUGCGGCGGAGAAUGGUCAGGAGGACGCUGUUCGACGCCUUCUCGCACACAAAGAAACCAAGGUCAAUGUCACCGACAACCAGGGGCGGACGGCACUCAUUCAUGCAGCGGCACGGGGCCGCGAGAGUGCAGUUGAAUGUCUUCUCGGACACCCAGGCACCAAGGUCAACAUCACCGACAGCGAAGGAUGGACGGCGCUUGUUCAUGCAGCAGCAUGGGGCCACCAAGGCGCAAUCGUACGGCUUCUCGCACACAAGGAUACUGACGUCAAUAUCGUCGAAAGCAAUGGGCGGACGGCACUCAUUCACGCGGCGCACAUGGGCCGCGAGAGUACAAUCGAACGUCUUCUCGCGCACAAGAGCACUAACGCCAAUGCUGCUGACAGGAAAGGACAAACAGCACUCAUCCAUGCGUUGCAAUGGCGUCGUGAAGGCGCAGUUGAACGCCUCCUCGCACACCACGGCACUGACGUGAAUAUCACCGACAGUGAAGGACGAACGACCCUCAUCCUUGCAGUGGAAUGGGGUUUCGAGGGUAUAGUUGAACGCCUUCUCGCGCACAAGGGCAUUAAUGCCAAUGCCAUCGACAACCGUGGGCGGACAGCCCUCAUCCAUGCAUCGCAAUGGCGUCGUGAGGGCGCAGUUGAAUCCCUCCUCGCACACCAUGGCACUGAUGUGAACAUCGCCGACAGCGAAGGUCGAACAGCGCUUAUCCUUGCAGUGGAAUUGGGCUUCGAGGGGAUAGUGGAACGGCUGCUCGCACACAAGAACACUGAUGUCAAUGUCCGCGACAACAAAGGGUGCACCGCUCUCAUUCAUGCAGUGAAAUUGGGCAGAGAGGAUCUAGUUCAACACCUUAUCCUACGGACUGGGACUGAUAUCAAUAUGCCUGACAGAGAUGGGCGGACGGCACUCAUUCAUGCAGUGAAACGGGGCCACGCGGGUAUAGCUGAACUACUUGUCGCACACAUGGCCCCCAUGGGUGUUUUCGCAGGAAAUGCGUGA
This is a messenger RNA of Coprinopsis cinerea okayama7#130, 3201 nucleotides long. RefSeq names its product ankyrin repeat domain-containing protein 50. The transcript is spliced from 6 exons. Gene Ontology annotation, molecular function: protein binding. The record is from RefSeq and is a predicted model, not a curated record. Bases 1 to 3201 code for a protein of 1066 amino acids. Lineage: Eukaryota; Fungi; Basidiomycota; Agaricomycetes; Agaricales; Psathyrellaceae.